Molecule: messenger RNA, 1482 nt
Organism: Neospora caninum
Lineage: Eukaryota; Apicomplexa; Conoidasida; Eucoccidiorida; Sarcocystidae
Product: putative RWD domain-containing protein
Exons: 2
Coding region: 1-1482 (493 amino acids)
Biological process (GO): regulation of translational initiation
Cellular component (GO): cytoplasm
Source: RefSeq, a predicted model, not a curated record
AUGUCCUGGUCUCCCCCCUCCUACGCGUCUCCCCUGGCCUUUCCCCCGUGCGAUUGUCCUGCUGGGGCUGAAGCCUCGCCUUCGGGAUUUCUGUCUCCCGCAGCCGCGGAGGAACUCGAGGCCCUCAGAUCCAUUUACGGAGACGACGAAAUCCGCUUCCACCCCUGUUGCCGGCUUCUUCAAGUUCGGACGGAGACGACUCGCUCGCGCGUCAGGCAAGAUGCGUUGUCCUUGCUGGCGCUCGGCGCGCCAGGAGGCAGAGCGACCGAGCCUGAAGGUGAAGACGAUGACCAUUCCUUCUCCUUUCUUCUGCAACUCUUCCUUCCCCUUGGGUACUUGGACCCGGACUUCAAGUCGCCCGCCUGCCUCGUCCACACGCGGUGGGACCAGCCUCCGGAGGCGUCGCAGCGCAUGCAAAACAAGCUCUUGGCUCUGCAAGGAGAGGGAGACGAGUCCAGCUUCGGCCACCCGGGUCUCUUUGAUUUUGUCGAAUGCGUCCGCAAUCACCUGCCUCUCCCGCCUCACGAGGCACGCGACGAUUCGACGCGGCCCGAGCAGGGACAGGCAUCGGAGGGGGACCGCAAAAGACAGCUGGGUGCCGACGCUCAAGACGGCUGCAAAGGGAAUGGCGGGGAACAAGCAGACGAUAGCAGCGUUGAUGCGCUAGAAGCAUCCCUUUCCAAUGUCUCGUUGGAACCGAAACAGGGGGAACAGUCGGGGAACUCUCUGCCUUCGCCGUACUCCCCUUCGUCGUCGACUGAACUGUACAUCGGACCGACAGUGACCGUUCACAAGAGCCGGUUCGUCGGCGUGUGUGCGGCUGUCCAUACACACGAAGAAGUCCGCGCGAUCUACCAGCACGUCCGCCAGAGGCACUUUGGCGCGACGCAUCACAUCAUGGCCUAUUCCUUUCGCCAGAAAGUCGCCCGAAAGCCUCGUAAUGGUCCUCCAAGAAAGGACGCGCGUCAGGCGCCUCGGGACGUGGCGGAGGAGGCCCAGUCGCCUGUGUCUCGUCUCAACGCCGCCCGAGGCUCCUCGCCGGCAACAGCCCCUCCACCGGAGGAAGGAGCGACGGCGCAAGAGGAUCCAGUUGAGGCUCUUGUUUCAUCGCGGGCGGCUUCAACGGGGUCAGGCAACAAAAAGAAGAACCGGGCGAGAGGCACUGAGAAAGAAACCGACCGGGAUCGACACCCAGGCGAAGAAGAGGAAGAGUUCAUCGAAAACUGCGACCACGACUCAGAUGGGGAAACCGCCGCUGGAAGGAAACUGCAGCAGCUGCUUUACAAUCUCAAGGCGCGAAACGUUAUUCUCAUUGUCACCAGGUGGUACGGCGGAAUCCAUCUAGGUCCAGAUCGUUUUCGCGUCAUUGCUACUGUCGGACGGCAAGCUCUCGACGCGAGCGGGCUCCUCGAAGAAGCGCAGAAGGAUGCAGCGAAGAAAGAACCCCACCGAAAGAAGGCAUCCGGCAAAGGAGACAAGUGA